UAAACCGCUCCGAAAGGCCGCCAAAGGGCGCAGAGCGGUGCAGACGUGCAGUUGCAAGCGGCUGCCUAUCCGUUUCAUCCGCAAAUAUACCACCCGAGGAAAAUUACACAAGGAAAAAGAGUUUGUUCGUCGGAUCUCCGAUCCAUCAAUCGGAAUCUUCUCGUUUGUUGUAGUCGUCGUGGUUUCGAUCGUCCAGGGUUUCGCGGAGGACCCGGGAAGGAGCAACGUUUGUUCUUAAUUUGGUUGGAGAGCGAGAUAUGGCGCAAGUCCAGAUGCAGCCCCACGCAGUGGUUUCUAGCCCCGCGGAUGCGGCCGCGGCAGGAGUCGGCGCGGUCCGUGUCCCCUCGACGUCGUUGUACGUCGGCGACCUGGAUUUGGGUGUCACGGACGCGCAUCUGUUUGAUUUUUUUAGCCAGAUGGGGCCGGUCGUGUCGGUCCGGGUGUGUCGCGAUGUCAGCACUCGUCGCUCACUUGGUUACGCCUACGUGAAUUUCAGCGAUCCUGUGGAUGCGGCAAAGGCGAUUGAAGUUUAUAAUUUUACACUUCUUAAUGGAAAGACUAUUCGCAUUAUGUAUUCAAAUCGUGACCCUAGCUUGCGCAAAAGUGGGGCUGGGAACAUUUUUAUCAAGAAUCUGGACAAAUCUAUAGAUAACAAAGCACUCCAUGAUACAUUUUCAGUCUUUGGUAACAUCCUGUCUUGCAAGAUUGCGACAGAUGCAUCUGGUCUUUCAAAAGGAUAUGGAUUUGUCCAGUUUGAACAAGAGGAGGCAGCACAAAAUGCAAUCCAGAAGCUAAAUGGCAUGCUCAUGAAUGAUAAGAAAGUAUUCGUUGGGCCAUUUGUUCCUAAACAGGAGAGGGAGGGUGCUGCAAGCACUUGUAAAUUUAAUAAUGUAUUUGUAAAAAAUCUCUCAGACUCUGUAACAGAGGAUACCCUACAGGAAGUUUUCGGUGAAUAUGGAAAGAUCACCAGUUGUAUUGUGAUGAGGGAGGGUGAUGGAAAAUCCAAAUGCUUUGGCUUUGUCAACUUUGAGAACCCUGAAGCAGCUGCUAAGGCAGUUCAGGAGCUCAAUGGGAAGAAAUUUGAUAAUAAGGAAUGGUAUGUUGGUAAAGCUCAAAAGAAAUCUGAAAGAGAACAAGAACUUAAAGAGAGGUUUGCACAAAGCAAGCAUAAGGAUACUGAAACAUUCCAAGGAGUUAACUUAUACGUAAAGAAUUUGCAUGAUAGCAUUGGGGAUGAUAGCUUAAGAGAGCUCUUUGCUGGAUUUGGCACUAUUACCUCUUGCAAGGUCAUGCGUGACAAUUUUGGUAAGAGCAAGGGAUCUGGAUUUGUUGCUUUCCUGUCUCAAGAAGAUGGUUCUCGAGCUCUAUCUGAGAUGAAUGGAAAAAUGGUCAGCGGUAAACCACUUUAUGUUGCAGUUGCACAACGCAAGGAAGACAGGAGAGCACUAUUGCAGGCUCAAUUUUCACAAGUACGUCCAGUGACAAUGCAAGCUUCAAUUGCCCCACACAUUCCAUUAUAUCCUCCUCCUGGGUUGGGGCAGCCACUUUUCUAUGGUCAACCACCGGCUGCACUUGUUCCUCAGCCUGGAUUUGCCUUCCAGCAACAACUUGUUCCUGGGAUGAGACCUGGAGGGAUGCCCUUCCCCAAUUUCUAUAUGCCGAUGGUCCAUCAUGGCCAGCAAAUCCAGCGCCCUGGAGGAAGGCGUGGACCUUCAGGCCCUGUAUAUCAAACUCAGCAACACCCUGUACCAAUGAUUCAGCAACAGAUGAUUCCAAGGGGUGGGCGUCCCUAUCGAUAUCCACCUGGGCGCAACAUGCAAGAAGCUCCUGGUACGGGCGGAGGGAUGCUCUCUCGUCCAUAUGACAUAAGCGGUAUGCCCGUGAGGGAUGCAGGCAUUUCACAGCCUAUUCCUAUUGGAGAAUUGACUUCAGCUCUUACAAAUGCUUCACCGGGGCAGCAGAGAUCGAUGCUGGGUGAGAGCUUGUACCCACUUGUGGAUCAGCUGGAACACGACCAUGCUGCCAAGGUCACUGGCAUGCUCUUGGAGAUGGAUCAAACUGAAGUGCUGCAUUUGCUGGAGUCUCCUGAGGCAUUAAGUGCCAAAGUAGCAGAAGCCAUGGAAGUUUUGAGAAAUGUAGCUCAGCAGCAGCAGCAGCCGCCAGUUGACCGGUUGGCCGCUUUGUCAUUGCAAAACGUUGUUUCUUGAGCUGAUGCAUCUGACUGCCUGGGCUAUACAUGAGCUUUGUCGUCGGGUGAUUUUUGGCUGGCUUUGAUCCUAGAGGUGACUCUGAUAACCUUUUUUGUUUUGUUAUUUAUUCAUUUAGUUUUUUUGCAGAGCUUUUAGAACUCUUGUUAUUUCAUAGGCUCCUCU
Zingiber officinale is the source of this 2372-nucleotide messenger RNA. Its product is annotated as polyadenylate-binding protein 2-like. The record is from RefSeq and is a predicted model, not a curated record. The transcript is spliced from 9 exons. Gene Ontology annotation, molecular function: RNA binding. Lineage: Eukaryota; Viridiplantae; Streptophyta; Magnoliopsida; Zingiberales; Zingiberaceae. The coding region runs from base 258 to 2207 and encodes 649 amino acids. Gene Ontology annotation, cellular component: ribonucleoprotein complex.